Molecule: messenger RNA, 2202 nt
Organism: Acanthosepion pharaonis
Lineage: Eukaryota; Metazoa; Mollusca; Cephalopoda; Sepiida; Sepiidae
Source: the annotation of a GenBank genome assembly
AUGACUUUAUCUAUCUAUCUAUCUAUCUAUCUAUCUAUCUAUCUGUCUGUCUGUCUGUCUGUCUCAAGCUCUUUAUCUCUCUCAGUCUCUUGUCUUUAUUUGUCUCUGUCUAUCUAUAUAUUUAAAUAUAUAGCUCAUUUAUCUAUCUAUCUAUCUAUCUAUCUAUCUAUCUAUCUAUCUAUCUAUCUAACCACACACAAAUUUGAUAACUGUUUUCUAUCUAUCUAUCUAUCUAUCUAUCUAUCUAUCUAUCUAUCUAUGUCUGUCUGUAUGCCUGUCUAUCACAGGCUCUUUACCUCUAUCUGUCAAGAAAGUGACCCUUAUCUAUCUAUCUAUCUAUCUAUCUAUCUAUCUAUCUAUCUAUCUAUCUAUCUAUCUAGUCUGCUCGGUUCAUUUGUUCCUGCCUAUACCCUCAGUUUUUCUUUUGUUUUUUUCUCAUUCAAUCAUUUGUUCUUUCUUUCUUUCUUUCUUUCUUUCUUUCUUUUUUUCUUUCUUGUUUUCUUCUUUCUUAGUUCUGGUCGUUUCUUCUUGCAAUCGUUCAUUCUUUCUUUCUUUCAAUGGCUCAUUCUUUCUUUCUUUCAAAUCACGACUCUCUCUGCCUACCCGUCCGAUCUCUGGACGGUCCUCUCCGCUCACCCAUCUAAUAUUAGGACAUUGUCAUACAUAUCUAAUCACCGGAUGUUCCUACUUACCCACCGAUAUAAUUUUAGGGCGUUCCUCUUUGACCUCCGAUAUAAUCUUGGGAUUUUUCCUUUCUGCCUAUCUGUCUCUUACUCGUUGCCAACGUAUUUAAUAUCGGAAUAUUUCUAUCAGCCCAUUUGCUUUUGUCUUUCUCUCUUUUUCUCUUAUGUUCGCUUUGUCUCUCUGUAUUUCUCUUUUAUCUGUUUUUCUCGCCAUUUUUCUUUUAUUUACUUUCUCACGUUCUUUCUUUAUCUCUCAUUUUAUCGUUUCUUUUACUCCUUCUUUCUCCUUUUCUCUUUCAUGACUUUUAACACAGCCUUUCUCUUUUUUACUCUUUCUCCUUUUCUCUUUAAUCGCUUUUAUUUUUCCUUUUCUCGUUUCUUUACUCUCUCUUUCUCUUCUUUCAUUAUUUUUAUCUCUCCUUUACUUUCUCUUUAUUUUACCCUCUCUUUCCUUUACUCUCUCUUUCUCCUUUUCGCUUUUAUCGCUUUUCUCUCCUUUUUUCUUUCCUUUACUUUCUCUUUUCUUUACUCUCUCUUUCUCCUUUUCCCUUUUAUCGCUUUUGUCUCUCCUUUUCUCUUUCUUUUACUCUCUCUUUCCUUUAUUCUCUCUUUCCUUUACUCUCUCUUUCUCCUUUUCCAUUUUAUCGCUUUUGUAUCUCCUUUUCUCUUUCCUUUAUUCUCUCUAUCAUUUACUCUUUCUCUCUCUCCUUUUCCCUUUUACCGCUUUUGUCUCUCCAUUUCUCUUUCCUUUACACUCUCUUUCCUUUACUUUCUCUUUCCUUUAUUCUCUCUUUCCUUUACUCUCUCUUUCUCCUUUUCCCUUUUAUCGCUUUUGUCUCUCCUUUUCACUUUCCUUUACCCUCUCUUUCUUCUUUUCCCUUUUAUCGCCUUGGUCUCUCCUUUUCUCUUUCCUUUACUCUCUCUUUCCUUUACCCUCUCUUUCUCCUUUUCCCUUUUAUCGCUUUUGUCUCUCCUUUUCUCUUUCCUUUACUCUCUCUUUCCUUUACUCUCCCUUUCUCCUUUUCCCUUUUAUCGCUUUGGUCUCUCCUUUUCUCUUUCCUUUACUCUCACUUUCCUUUACCCUCACUUUCCUUUACUCUCUCUCUCUCCUUUUCCCUUUUAUCUCUCCUUUUCACUUUCCUUUACUCUCCCUUUUCUUUACUCUCCCUUUCUCCGUUUCCCUUUUAUCGCUUUUGUCUCUCCCUUUUCUCUUUCCUUUACUCUCCCUUUCCUUUACUCUCUCUUUCUCCUUUUCCCUUUUAUCGCUUUUGUCUCUCCUUUUCUCUUUCCUUUACUCUCUCUUUCCUUUACUCUCUCUUUCUCCUUUUCCCUUUUAUCGCUUUUGUCUCUCCUUUUGUCUUUCCUUCACUCUUUUUUUCUUUUACUCUCCCUCUCUUCUUUUCCCUUUUAUCGCUUUUCUCUCCUUUUCUCUUUCCUUUACUCUCACUUACCUUUAACUCUCUUUGUCCUUAUCCCUUUUAUCGCUUUUCUCAGUCCCUUUCUCUUUCCUUUACUCUAA